UAUUUAUUAAAUUUAUUUAACUUCAAUUUGUCUGCACGCAUGGAGGUCAAACGAAUUAUAAAGUUAGCGUUUAAUUAAAGUUGCCACUGGCUUUCACGCAACUCUCGCCCGAAAAUGAGCAAAACAAGUUUGCAGGACGUCAUUAGCGAGCUAACGUUCCACGCGCACACUUUGGUGUCAGCGCACUACUUAUCAGUUAGAAUCAAUGCUGUGAAACAUUACCAAUAUUAUUACGAUAAUGAUCCGUCCGAAGUUGAUUAAUAUUACCUCUUGCGCAUUGGCAAGAAGCGCUUCUUGUUCCACAGUUGCAGCUGCGAAUCCACGCACUGAGACUUUAAAAACAAACGCAGCUAAACCACUGACUGAUUUAUAUGGCAGACAUCAUUCUUACUUAAGAAUCUCACUAACGGAAAGAUGUAACUUGAGAUGUCAAUACUGUAUGCCUGCUGAAGGAGUGCAGCUACAACCAAACUCAAAUCUUUUAUCCAUUGACGAAAUUGUUAAACUUGCGACGUUGUUUGCGCAGGAGGGAGUGACUAAAAUUCGACUAACUGGAGGUGAGCCUACUGUUCGAAAAGAUUUACCGGAUAUUAUUCGACAAUUAAAAGCGAUUCAAGGACUGGAAACAGUCGCUAUGACGACAAACGGUUUGGUUCUCACGCGGCAGUUGGUAACAUUACAACGCGCAGGAUUGGAUAUCAUUAAUGUUAGUUUAGACACGCUACAAAAGGAUAAAUUCGAACGGAUUACACGUCGUAAAGGAUGGGAACGUGUCCUGAUGGGUAUUGACUUGGGCAUUCAACUGGGAUACAACCCAGUGAAAGUAAAUUGUGUUGUCAUGAAAAAUUUUAACGACGACGAAGUUUGUGACUUUGUACAAAUGACGGAGGAGAAGAAUGUGGACGUACGUUUCAUCGAAUACAUGCCAUUCACAGGCAAUAAAUGGGAAAUGGAGAAAUUGGUCUCAUACAAAGAAAUGGUAGAGAAGAUUCGCGCAAAAUGGCCGACCUUUGCACCAUUAGAAAACGGACCUAAUGAUACAAGCAAAGCAUGGAAAAUACCAGGUGCAAAAGGGCAAGUUGGUUUUAUCACAUCAAUGAGCGAACAUUUUUGUGGGUCUUGUAAUCGUCUACGUAUCACAGCCGAUGGUAAUCUUAAAGUUUGUCUCUUUGGCAACGCAGAAAUCUCAUUACGCGAUGCACUACGUGCCAAAUGCAGUGAUGACGAUCUUCUGGCACUAAUUGGCGCAGCAGUGUCGCGAAAAAAGAAACAGCAUGCAGAUUGCAAUUUAAUUUCCCGUCCACAUUCAUUUAUCAACACCAAUUUAUCUCAUUUGUUUUACAACUCUCGCACAUCGAAUACGUUACGAUACUAUUCCACACACUUGACACACGUGGAUGAAACUGGCAAAGCUCGUAUGGUAGACGUGGGCGACAAGAAAAUCUCAUCCCGAAGCGCACAUGCACAGGGUACUGUCCACGUUGGCUCGAAAAUAACUCAACUUAUACAAGAAAACGCACUUAAAAAGGGCGACGUGCUUUCAAUCUCGCAAUUGGCUGGCAUUACAGGCGCUAAAAAGACAUCGGAAUUGAUUCCUUUGUGCCAUAAUAUCAUGCUUAACUCUGUACAAGUUGAAGCUAUUCUAGAUGCAGAAAAGGAAAGUGUUGUAAUAACAUCGACGGUGAAAUGCGAUGGUAAAACCGGCGUGGAAAUGGAAGCAUUGACAGCAGUUACAAUUGCUGCGUUAACAGUCUACGACAUGUGUAAAGCUGUUAGUCAUGACAUCACAAUUACAGAUAUUCAUUUAGUGAGUAAAACAGGCGGCGCACGCGGUGAUUACGACCGAAAAAAAGAAGUUAUAGUACGAGAAUAUGAUCGAACACCGAUUGUCGUCAAGGAAACCGUCGCAAUCGGCGGAAUCUAACGUAAAAACGUCACAUUAUGACACUUUUUAUAUUAAAAUAGAAAAUAUAAACAUGAAACUUUUUAACCUAA
This is a messenger RNA of Dalotia coriaria, 1995 nucleotides long. It is a transcript of the gene Mocs1, whose product is annotated as Molybdenum cofactor synthesis 1. The record is from RefSeq and is a predicted model, not a curated record. The transcript is spliced from 6 exons. The coding region runs from base 239 to 1924 and encodes 561 amino acids. Gene Ontology annotation, biological process: Mo-molybdopterin cofactor biosynthetic process. Gene Ontology annotation, molecular function: GTP 3',8'-cyclase activity; 4 iron, 4 sulfur cluster binding; cyclic pyranopterin monophosphate synthase activity. NCBI's taxonomy places the organism in Eukaryota, Metazoa, Arthropoda, Insecta, Coleoptera, Staphylinidae.